AUGAUAUCUAUGCACUAUGGUGGUGUAGAACGGAAACGAUUUGCAGCUAAACGUCUUUCCAACUUCCUACUCGAUCACGUGGUAGAUGCUGGAGUGGACCCGAACAUGCCCUUCUUUGCAGUAUGUGACCAGCUGUCGGCAACGCUCAGUGAAACACAGUCGUUUGGCAAAGCCACCAACACUUUCUUUGUCCGACGGCUUUGA
Molecule: messenger RNA, 204 nt
Organism: Dibothriocephalus latus
Lineage: Eukaryota; Metazoa; Platyhelminthes; Cestoda; Diphyllobothriidea; Diphyllobothriidae
Source: the annotation of a GenBank genome assembly